AUGUUCCGUACGGCUGGACCUUUGGCGCAGGACGGCGGCAAGGGCGCGCAAGUUGCGCACCAUCCGUCGCGCGGCAGCGGCCUUGCGCAGUACCCCUUUCGCCUGAAUAUGUAUAGUGUGCCCCCGGUCCAGGACAUUACCGUCGAGGAGUUUGAGGGGUGGGCGCUCGACCGCCUGCGCGUCCUCGCCGAGAUCGAGACGGCCUCGGCGCGCAACCAGUCGUGGCCCGAGAUCAAGGCGGCGAUCGAGCGCCGCUCGGGCGAGUUUCUCGUGCUGCGCUCCAACGCGGUGGCGCUCUCUGGCGCGGUAUCCACGGCGGCGGCGAAAGCGAAAGAGCUGCAGCGCGAGCGUAUCAAGGACCAUGUGUCGCACUUUGUCCUGCGCCUGGCCUUUUCGCGCACCGAGGAGCUGCGCCGGCGGUUCCUGCACGCCGAGACGGCGCUCUUUCGCUACAAGCUCGAGACGGAGCACCUCGCAGAAAAAGAAUCCUUUCUCCGCGCGCAAGACUUUGCCUGGCGCAUCGUCUCGCCCGAAGAGCAACGCCGGCACCGUGAGCAGCUGCUUGCGUGCCACCCCCGCCUGGCCGCGACGUUUGAGAGCGAGAGUUUCCUCCAGGUGCCGUGGCACCGCGUGCCGGACCUGGUCGAGCGCCGCCGUGUGUUUGUGAGCCGCGGCACCGCGUGGAUUCCGACCAAAGAGCAGAGCAGCCUGAUCAUUGCCGAGUUCCACGCGCGGCUGCAGAACCAGCUCGAGGUUACAUCGCGUGCGCUGCCGCGCCUCGACGAGGACGACCGCCUGAUGCCUGUGCUGGAACACCUGAGCAUGGGCUCGAUGGUCGGUGCGACGACCGACUAUACCAAUGCGUCGCUCGUCGGUGUCGACGGCUCGUCUGUGCACAUUACUGCCGACAUGGUCGCGCCGCUCAUCCGCAAGCACGCGCCGAUGUGCAUGCGGCAUCUGCACGAGACGCUCACUGCGACGCACCACCUGCGCCACUAUGGGCGUCUGCAAUACAACCUCUUCCUCAAGGAGCUCGGUCUGCCGGUCGAAGAGGCGCUCCUUUUCUGGCGGCGCAUGUUUAGCACGAUGACCGACGACAAGUUCAACAAGGAGCACCGCUACAACAUCCGCCACGGCUACGGUCUUGAGGGCCGCCGGCUAAACUAUCCCGCAAAGAGCUGUGCGCGUAUCAUUACGCAGGACGCGCCCGGCCCCCAAGACACGCACGGCUGCCCCUUUCGGCACUUUUCGCCGCAAAAUCUCUCGACGGCGCUCGCGACGCACUACAAUGUGUCGCCCGACGAGCAGACCGAGAUUGUGCAGGCGGCCAAGGCGGGCCACUACCACGUUGCGUGCACGCGGCUCUUUGAGAUUACGCACGCGCAGCAAGGCGUGCAGCGUGGCGACGGCCUCGGGCAGGGCGAGAGCGUCUCGCACCCCAACCGCUACAUGGAGGCGAGCUGGCGCCUGGCACAGCAAGGCGAGCCGAUGGACGUUGCGAGUUCCUAG
Molecule: messenger RNA, 1509 nt
Organism: Malassezia japonica
Lineage: Eukaryota; Fungi; Basidiomycota; Malasseziomycetes; Malasseziales; Malasseziaceae
Gene: PRI2
Product: 4-nitrophenylphosphatase
Exons: 1
Coding region: 1-1509 (502 amino acids)
Biological process (GO): DNA replication initiation; DNA replication, synthesis of primer
Cellular component (GO): alpha DNA polymerase:primase complex
Source: RefSeq, a predicted model, not a curated record